AAUAAUAAUAAUAAUAAUAAUAAAGGGUUUAUUUAGUUUUUUUUUAGGUGGUGGGAAUGGGCUUCCAUAGCUAACAGAUGAUCAGCCUUAUAACUUUGCCAUUUUUUAUUCCUAUUUUGACUUUGCACUGUUGCAAAGCUCCGCUUUUAUUUUGACAGCUAUUUGCCUGCUGGAACACUUCCGGAUUUUCAGAGCUGCAGGCCGCUAGAGGGAACCCCCGAGGGAGUUCAAAAUGAAUAGGACGGAAUGGAAGUAAACGGCUAAAAAUACUUAUUAAAAUAGUAACUUACUACUUGCUCAGGAUAUUCCUUUACUUUUAGACAGUCGAAUAAUGAUAUUUGCUAAAAUAUAAGAACCCAGACCUAUAUUUGUCCAUUUUCUUUAGUAAACAGGUUUUAGGCAGUAAAGGCUCUGCAGUACUGAGGAGCUGAUGCUGGAGUUACAGGCAGAGCAUUGGGUUUAAAAGGUUUAUAACUGGAGUUUAAAUUAUUUUAAAAUUAUUUUUGCGGGGCUGAAUCAGUUGAUAUUGUUCAGAGUAAAAAUUAUAUAACAUUUAUAAACUCUGAUUUUGCUCAAUUGCUCCGUAUGAUCCUAUUCAUUCAGGACUCGCCCUCUGGCGGUCAAACAAACCCGGAUAAGAGACUGAAGUGGGUACUCUCUCCUCUUUAUUAGAGAGUCUCUGGUAUCGGGUAUUAGGAGGUCCACAGCUGGAGUGUUUUGGAGUAUUUUGGGGUGUUUUUGUUCCUCAUCUGUGGAGGAUCAGGAUCAGCUGAACUGUAGAAGUCUCAGCAGCAGUAAGAGCAAACACUGUCCCUGUCCUGUUGCUACUGUCCCGCGACACUCACCUACUGUCCCGCGACACUCUCCUACUGUCUCGGGACACUCUCCUACUGUCUCGGGACACUCUCCAAUUUCUCCGCUCCAGCUGCGAUUCAGGAGAUAAAAACACUGGAAUGAUUCCCAUCUAGUUCCAAGCCUUGUCCUGCUUCUAGUAUUGGCUUUGCUACCUGGAAGAAGUUUAUCUCUACAAACAUCUAAUCAGGAGAUUUCACAAAGAUCAAUGUUAAGCUGCUAAAAGGUUAAGCACAAGGCAACCACAACAAUCUCCAGGACCUGCAGAAGUACCUUGGUACAUCACACAGACCAAUGAUGUCAAGUCCACUCAAGGAGAAAACUCACCACUGUAUCGACUGUGGAAAGAGUUUUGUUAAAGAGUGUAAUCUCAAAACACACCAGCGCAUUCACACAGGAGAGAAACCAUAUCACUGCACAGAGUGUGGAAAGAAUUUUCAUCAACUGGGUGAUCUCAACAGACACCGGCGCAUUCACACAGGAGAAAAACCCUAUCAGUGUUCAGACUGCGGGAAGAGUUUUACCCAGCUGAAUCAUCUUAACACACACCUGCUCAUUCACACAGGAGACAAACCAUAUCAGUGUUCAGACUGCGGGAAGAGUUUUAAUCAACUGUGUAUUCUCAGAAGACACCAGCAAAUUCACACAGGAGAGAAACCGUAUCCCUGCUCAUACUGUGGGAAGAGUUUUACUCAACUGAGUACUCUCAACACCCACCAGCGCACUCACACAGGAGAGAAACCGUAUCACUGUUCAGACUGCGGGAAGAGUUUUACUCGACUGGUCCAUCUUAACAGACACCAGCGCACUCACACAGGAGAGAAACCGUAUCACUGUUCAGACUGCGGGAAGAGUUUUACUCGACUGGUCCAUCUUAACAGACACCAGCGCACUCACACAGGCGUGAAACCAUAUUACUGUUCAGACUGUGGGAAGAGUUUUAAUCAACAGACUACUUUCACCAUACACCAGCGCCUUCACACAGGCAUGAAACCAUAUUACUGUUCAGACUGUGGAAAGAGUUUUAAUCAACUGAUUCAACUCCACAUACACCAGCGCAUUCAUACAGGAGAGAAACCGUUUCACUGCACAGACUGUGGGAAGAAUUUUACUCGUCAGAGUAGUCUCAAUUCACAUCAGCACACUCACACAGGAGAGAAACCGUAUCACUGUUCAGACUGUGGAAAGAGCUAUAGGUAUUCAGAAACAUUAAGGAAACACAAGUGCACUAAGAGCAGUCAUGGAAAUAAAUACAAUAACACACCCAGGUGCCAUACAGAUUCUAAAGUAAACUGAAGACACCCUCCCACCAACACUCUUAUUAUGGAUUGUUUCACAAAUAUAUAAACAUGGUUUAUUCAUUAUCUUUAUUAUGUAAUCUCUUUAGCUGUGUCACAGUUGCACAAGGCCGUGGAUUUUUAUUUUUUGUUUUGAGUUUGUUUAUAAGACUGUUCUCAUACAGAGUUCCCCAAUGGUGGAACAAACUACCUUCCACUACCAGAUCAGGAGAAUCUCUCGCUAUCUUUAAGAGACUCCUGAAGACAGAGCUCUUCAAAGAGCACUUACUCUCCUAACACCUCUAACACACUAACUACUUCUAACCCCAUUUCCUUCUUCCCCUCCUUCACUUCUCUAUCCCUUUAUUUCCCUUCGACCUCCUUUAAGCCCUAUCUAAAAAUGGUUUAUCUUAAUUCCUAUUUCUUUUGUACUUCACUAUUGUAAGUCGCUUUGGACAAAAGCGUCUGCCAAAUGUAAUGUAAUGUAAUGUAAUGUAAUAAGGGGACUGAAGAAGAGUAUACAGGAACUAUGGGAAACCAGACGGUGCCAUGGUUGGAAAUCUGUAAAUGUAAUGGCAAUUCAGAAGCCAAUGUAUUCUGUUCUUUGAUUUACAUGUAAUUUAAAUAAAUGUUACCUUUAUACAAAAAGUGUACCAAAUACUAUAUACGUAAUUGCUUUCAACAACUCCCAGUGCUUUUGGUGUUCUCUCUCUCUCUCUCUCUCUCUCUCUCACUCUCUCU
Molecule: messenger RNA, 2870 nt
Organism: Astyanax mexicanus (Mexican tetra)
Lineage: Eukaryota; Metazoa; Chordata; Actinopteri; Characiformes; Acestrorhamphidae
Product: zinc finger protein 239-like
Exons: 3
Coding region: 1147-2148 (333 amino acids)
Biological process (GO): central nervous system development; regulation of transcription by RNA polymerase II
Cellular component (GO): nucleus
Molecular function (GO): DNA-binding transcription activator activity, RNA polymerase II-specific; RNA polymerase II cis-regulatory region sequence-specific DNA binding
Source: RefSeq, a predicted model, not a curated record